AUGAUGCAUAAAGAAAUCGAGGUUUAUGUCAAUGAUAUGAUCGCUAGGUCUCGAACAGAGAAGGAGCACAUACAAGUCCUGAGGAAAUUGUUCUUGAGAUUGAGAAAGUUCCAGCUAAAACUCAACCCUGCCAAAUGUACCUUCGGAGCCAAGUCUGGAAAGUUGCUCGGAUUCGUGGUUAGCGAGAAAGGGAUUAAGAUUGAUCCAGACAAAGUCAAAGCCAUACAAGAGCUAUCUCCGCCGCAUACCCAGAAGGAGGUUCGAGGCUUUCUAGGAAGACCUAAUGCAUUUGCUACCACUGAAGAAGGUGCUCUGGAAGAACUUCCUUGGAAACUAAACUUCGAUAGGGCAUCAAACACCAUGGGUAAUGGAAUUGGGGCAGUCUUGGUGUCCCCAAACAGAGAUCAUUAUCCAUUCACUAGUACAUUGGAUUUUGAUUGCACGAAUAACAUGGCAAAAUACGAAGCGUGCAUCAUGGGAAUCCGUACAGCCAUAGAACAAAAGAUUAAAAUGCUAGAGGUGUAUGAGGAUUCUGCACUACUGAUCUAUCAACUCAAGGGAGAAUGGGAGACCAGAGACCCUAAGUUAAUCGAUUAUCGGAAGCUGGUCCUGGAAUUGGUUAAAGAGUUUGAGGACAUUACCUUCCACUACCUUCCACGAGACAAAAAUUAG
Gossypium arboreum is the source of this 672-nucleotide messenger RNA. RefSeq lists its product as uncharacterized. Gene Ontology annotation, molecular function: nucleic acid binding; RNA-DNA hybrid ribonuclease activity. Lineage: Eukaryota; Viridiplantae; Streptophyta; Magnoliopsida; Malvales; Malvaceae. The coding region runs from base 1 to 672 and encodes 223 amino acids. The record is from RefSeq and is a predicted model, not a curated record. The transcript is spliced from 2 exons.